Messenger RNA from Mytilus californianus (California mussel), 7705 nucleotides. RefSeq names its product tubby-related protein 3-like. Bases 311 to 2068 code for a protein of 585 amino acids. NCBI's taxonomy places the organism in Eukaryota, Metazoa, Mollusca, Bivalvia, Mytilida, Mytilidae. The transcript has 15 exons. Gene Ontology annotation, cellular component: cilium. The record is from RefSeq and is a predicted model, not a curated record. Gene Ontology annotation, biological process: protein localization to cilium.
AGGUAUAUCGAUACAUCAGAUCCAUUAUUUCUUAGUUAUAUCAGAUAUUAAGAAAUAUCUGUAUUUAUUCUAAGAGUGCAUAGUAAAGGAUGUGAAUUGAGUGUUAUCAGCUGAUGAUAUUACAGAAUCAAUAAGACUGGAUCAGUAAAACGUUUUGAUAAAGUAAAUACCUGGAUCAAUAGAGUUACCUGUAAUAGCAUGUUGACAACCAUUUAGCGUCACAAACUAAGAUGGCCGAUUACACUUCCUGAUGACUUGUUUUGGGCUUUUGUCACAGGUUUUUUUAAAGAUAUAAGAUUCUGUUGAUAAAAUGGAACCCAGCUAUAAAAUGGGAAAAUGGAGUCCCCAGGAACAACACAGUCCAUCAUCUGAUCCUUUUGGAGACAACAGUAUGAGUGGACCUCCUGGAAGUGUUGGUGAUGAUUACAAUAAUGCAAUGAAACAGCAAAAGCUAGAAAAAGAGAGAAAAAGAAUUGAAGACCAAAACAAGAAAAAAAGACAGCAGUUAGGACUGUUCCAGCCAAAUGAAGAUAUCGGACGACCUAAUUCUGGUGGUCGUAGGAGAGGUCGAGAAGAACAUCGCCCUUUAGUGGGUAACUCUAAACCCUCCACACCCACAAGUUUUGAAUAUGUUAAUCCAGCUGCAUAUGAGGACGAAUCAUUUCCAGAACCACAGCGUGACACAGUUACAGUGUUGAACGUUACAACAGAUAGUCACAGUGAUGAUAGUGAUAUACCAGAAAUAUCUGCAGGUGAUGAUAUUCAUACUAAAAAUGGAAAGAAAAAUAAACAUGCUGGUCAGUGGACAUUACCGCCACCAUCAAAGGAUAGUGUUUCUUCACAAAACACAGAUCCUAGUAGAAGAAGCCUAAGUAGGAGUCCUAUUCCUCAAAACACUUUUGAAAUACCAAACAUAGAUCAUCAACAACAUUCACCAAAAACAAUGGAAUACUCACCACAGGAUUAUAAUGGUGAUAAUGAUGUCUCUAUUCCUAUGUUAGAAGACACAGGAAAAAAGAGCAAAAAGAAAAAUAAGAAACCAAACAGACCUCCACCUCCGCCAUCACAAAGUGAAAUGAUAGCUGGUGGUAAUCAGGGAUCUAUGGGUAGUUUAGAGGACACAAGAGAAGAUGAGCCAGAUGAGAUCAGUGUGCCAGUUUUUCCACAACCCAUGAAACAAUCUCCCAGUACAGCUAAACUGAAAAAUAUGUAUAAUAGUGAGCAGGCAGAUAUAUCUGAAGGAGGAACUACAAAUGGGGAUGAUUCUGAAUUAGGAGCUACUGGUCGUAGCUUUACACCAGAAGGGAUAGAAAAAUUAGAUGACUAUGUAUUACAGCCAGCACCUCAGGGUCAAGUCAUCAAAUGUCGAAUAACACGAGAUAAAAAAGGCAUAGAUAGAGGAGUUUAUCCCACAUACUACUUACAUCUAGAAAGAGAAGAUGGCAAAAAAACAUUUUUAUUAGCUGGUAGGAAAAGGAAGAAAAGCUAUCCAUCUAACUAUUUAAUUUCAACAGAUCCAACAGAUUUAUCACGUGGUGGAGAAUCCUAUGUAGGGAAAUUGAGGUCAAAUAUAUUGGGAACACAUUUUACAUUAUUUGACCAUGGAUGCAAUCCUAAGGAUAAUUAUGAAAAUGCAAGGAAAGAACUGAUAGGUGUAGUUUAUGAAACAAAUGUGUUAGGAUUUAAGGGGCCAAGAAAGAUGACCAUUAUCAUACCUGGUAUGAAUUUGGACCAUGAACGAGUUGACAUUAAACCCAGAUCUGAUAAUGAUGGUUUAAUAAACAGAUGGAAAAGGAAAAACAUGGAAAAUAUACUUGAGCUUCAUAAUAAAACACCUGUAUGGAAUGAUGAAACACAGUCAUAUGUAUUAAAUUUCCAUGGUAGAGUAACCCAGGCUUCAGUGAAAAAUUUCCAGAUUGUUCAUGAUAAUGAUGUUGAAUAUAUAGUGAUGCAGUUUGGACGUGUUGCAGAAGAUGUAUUUACAAUGGAUUUUAAUUAUCCUUUAUGUGCAUUACAAGCUUUUGGAAUAGCAAUUAGUAGUUUUGACAGCAAACUUGCCUGUGAAUAAAUUCAGUGUGAAUGUAUAAAAUAUCAGCUUUAAACAUAUUAAAAGUGCUCAUCUCCAGAGUUGGAUACAGGAUAUGCAUGAAGACAAAUUUCUUAAUUUAAAAAAUUGCAUUAUCUGUUUAUUGUGUGAAAGAUUAGAAUAUGUGUCUUAUUUUUACAUACAAUUUUAUCAUCAGGUUAUUAUUUGAUUCAGCAACAUAUGUUUCAUUUUACAUUCUGACAAUAAGCAGAAUAAAUGUUUUUAGGGCUAUUAAUAAAAGCAUUUUCACUAUCUGGAUUGCUACCUUUCCAUGGUAAUGUAUUAUUAAUAUUUGGGAGCCAUUUAAUUUUUAGUGACUGGUUUUUUUCAAAACUAUCAAAAGUUUGAUUUUUAAGUAGUUGUAAGGUAAAUAUUUUAGUUUACCCCUUACUACAAAAUGUAUGUGUCUCUUUUACUUAGAGUGACAAUAGUUGUAAUUAUUUUGAUAUCCUUCAUAUAUAUGCUGCAUUAGGGUUUAAUUUAAUAAGGGGUUAAGAAUAUUCAACUUUAAGAUUUACUCAAGAAUAGAGGUAAACUUAAUUGUUAAUUGGAUGUUAUUGAAGACUCCAAGGUGUUGGAUUUUUAAUUGAUUUAAUGUUAAAUUUUUGUUUAACAAUACUUAAUGUACCAAAAUCCAAUGAAAUGCAAAUUUGGAAAGCAUGGAAUAGUUUGUAAAUGGAUUGUAUUGAUCAUACCAUAUAUGACCAUGACAUCUGUUAAUACUUCAUUUUGAGUCACAUAGUUGGUUGUAGUAAUGUUUACCCCUAUUAUGAUUUAAAGCAAAGUUGAGAUUUACGGACGUUCCAAAUACAUCAAUUUCAGUAGUAGCUAUAAAUGUUGAAAGAUUAGAGUUAAGAGAUUUACAGAGGUUCCAAAUACAUCAAUUUCAGUAGCAGCUAUAAAUGUUAAAAGAUUAGAGUUAAGUUACCAUAGAAUGUCAUAAUUCAAUGAGGUUGUAUGAAAUGUAACAAGUUAUUUUGGACAUGUGUUUGUUCUCAUUAGUCACUUUUUUAAAUGUUGGUUAUGUGCAAUUAUUUCAUGUAAAUUUGUUUUAUGUAAGAAUCCUUAUUUUCAACUCUUAACUGGACAAAGUUGAGGGGUUAUUGUUUAGGCGGCAAAGAGAUUCUGAACUGUUGACAUAUGGAUAAAGUUAAUGAUCCACGUAUUUGACCUAAAAUUCCCAUUUAACCCAUAGUUUAUAAUCAAAAUAUUUUUGAGCAACAGCACCAAAAAAUAUAUUUUUCAUACAUUAUGAUUUUUGUAAAAUACAUUUUGUAGCAAACCAUCUUUUUGGGUAAAGCUGUUCCACAUUUCCAAAAAUGAAUGACUAGAUGUGAAAAUGAGGCUAAUUUGACAGUUUUUUCUGUUUCGCACUAAAUGUAAUAAUGGUAGAUUUCAAUUAUUUUUAAUUUUCGAUUUCAAAGGGCCAAAAAGUGGCCUUUUUAUACCUUUGAUAAAUUUUUCUGGUACCAAAUGGGUGCAAGUAAUACUCAUGAUACAUGGUAUAUAUUUGUGUUUUUAAGUGAUAUAUUGCAGUAUAUGAAUUAGCAGUGUGUGAUGUCUGUAAUAUUUUGCCUUACUUGCAACUAUUCUCGUCCAAUUUUUUAUUUGAAUUGACUUUGAAAAUACAAUGAGUAUACAAGAUAAGAGCUGAAAAUAAGGUCUGUUUAAUGACUUGAUGUUCAAUUUUUUUUAUUAAUGUGCGUUAUCUUGUUGAUUCUCAUGAUUAUAUAUAUUAUUAUAUAGUAUUUAUUUUAGAUUAUAGAUCAAAUUAUAUGUAAUUAUGUAAACAUUGUAGAUAAUUUUAUAUUGAAAUGUCCUUGCAUGUAUAUAGAUAACUUGUAAAUACAGAUGUCACUACUCCACAAUAGUUUGCUUCAAUGCACAUAAUGAUCAAGAAAAUUCAUAGCUUUCACUAUUUUUUUCUAAAUUUGAGUUUUUGCUUCAGACAACAUCAGCCACAUGCAUGAACCAAGAUAAUUUUAUAAUUAUAUGUUAGAAUGUUAAUAUGUUUGAAAAUUUAGUUUGUAUCAGUAACUUUCAAGGUAUUUUGUAACCAGAAUAAUUCAGCUGUUAUAUUCUUCUGCCUGAAGCCCUAGUCAAUGACAAUUUGUCAAUUAAUUAUUCAAAUUAGCUCCGUAGUUACCCAUCUUGAGAUCAUUUUACUACAAGCUGGUUGGCUCUCUCAUCUGGAGAGUGCCAUCAAAAUCUGGAUUAAUGACACGUUUGUACUGUAUAAAGUGUUCAGGGCCCAGGAGUAGGAGAGUCCAUCAGGGGAAGGACUGAAUUAUUCAGGUUAUGUAUAUCGUAAAUUAUUUUUUCUUCCUUUUGUUACUAUUUCGUUUUUUUAUACAUUUUUUGGGGGACAUAUUAUUUUACCCUUGUGAUUAUGUCUGUGUCCAUCUGUCCCCUAAAGGAUACAUAGUUUUUCUGCAUAACUCCUUCAUUUUUUAGGUAGUAAAUUUUGCUUAUUGUUAGGUUUUUUUUAAUUUUUUUAAGAACUCAACACAAAAUUUAGAGUAGUUGAACUCAGUCAAGUUUUGUUCAAUUUUGAAUAUCCUUUACUGUCCAUUCACCGUUUGUCUGCUCAACUUCUUAAGUUAAGUUCUUAAGUUAGAUUGAUCUGAACUACUUACAAUAGACUACAAUAUUUUCUAUAAAGUUACAUUACUGUACAUCUCAGUUUGUUGACCAUUCCGAGGCCCUUCCCACUAGAUCAUGGUCUAGCGACUUUAAAUUAAUAAGCAAUGUUGCUGUCCAUUAGAUUGUCUUUUCUGAAUUUUAUGCCGACAGGCUAGAAAUAUCUUUGUGUUAACAGUUUAUUUUAAAUUGGAUUUCUGACUAUAGAACUUUUUAAAAUCUGAAAAAAAUACACUGAAAACAGAUCAACUACCGAUAUUUUAGAUUAAGUGCAGACAUCUUUAGUAGUUUUAUUUGGUAGACUCGUAAACUAAAAAUAUAUUUCACAAGUUAAAUUUUAGGAAAAAGAUUAAUUAGGCCAUCUAUGAUGAUUGGCUUGUAGUGAUCUGUCUUUAUUCUUAUUUGGGUUUGCAUGUCAGUGCAGCCAACGAACAGUGUCCACUCUAUAUCUUGAGUACCCCUUGGAGUAUUAACCACUACCAGAAGAUGUGUUAUGAAAAUGUUUUGAAUCUCUAGCUAAAAGGUCAUGGUCACAAACAUUUGAAAGUUGCCCUCCCUAGGUCUUUGUUUAUGAAUAAUGUCUACUCCAUAUCUUAAAUACUGGUACCCCUAAGGACUGAUUGAUGAAACCAGUUACAAGUUUUCAACACUAUAGAAGGUUUGUCACUAAAAGAUAUUUGAAUCUGUUCUCACAGAUUGAGGUCACACACUAAAUGUCUAAAUUUGCAAACCCUAUGUCGAUUACUUCAACAACCCAUAUCCGAUAUAAGUUGAGUAAUGUUUGGACUCAAUGGAUUGUUAUUAAUAUUUGUACUCACCACUACCAAAGCACGUGUUUAAAAAAAAAGUUUGAAUCUAGCAUAAAAGGUCAAGAUUUUCACCCCUUUAGAAGGUGUGUCCUGAAAAAGAUUUGAAUCUUUAUGCUUUCAAAGCUAUUGAAAUGAAUAGUCAAAAGUAUAUGAUAAUAGUCUUUGUAAUUUUAAAUGUUAUCUUUACGAAUUGAAAUAGAGUUUGUGUGUAUCAUGCACUAAAUCCCUUCUUAAAUUGAAUUUAACAGUGUUGUCCAUGAUGUUUUAAAUCAGUCCACAAGUUACUUAAAACAAUGCAAAAACUCGUUAAAGAUACCAGGCUUAUAAUUGUGUACACCACACGCAAAAUUCAUGCAAAAUGGAUAAUAUUAAAGAAGCAGAAAACAUUGAGGUGUGUUACCUAAGACAGGUUUCAUGUUUUAAUGUACCCCAUAUAGGCAUAUACCCAUGUAAACCACAGAAAAAUAAAUGUUUUUGUAUACUAAGCCUUUGCCCUUAAUUCUUAGACAGAACAUUGAUAAUAAGAUGCCUAUGGUGCCACACAUGUCCCAAUAACAAGAUGUGCCUAUGAUACCACACAUGUUCCAAUAGCAAGAUUUCUAUGGUAUCACACAUGUCCCAAUAACAAGAUUUCUAUGGUACCACUCAUGUACCAAUAACAAGAUUUCUAUGGUACCACUCAUGUCCCAAUAGCAAGAUUUCUAUGGUACCACACAUGUCCCAAUAACAAGAUUUCUAUGGUACCACUCAUGUCUCAAUAGCAAGAUUUCUAUGGUACCACACAUGUCCCAAUAACACAAUGCUUAUGGUGCCACAUAUGUCCCAAUAACACAAUGCUUAUGGUGCCACAUAUGUCCCAAUAGCACAAUGCUUAUGGUGCCACAUAUGUCCCAAUAACACAAUGCUUAUGGUGCCACAUAUGUCCCAAUAACACAAUGCUUAUGGUGCCACAUGUCCCAAUAACACAAUGCUUAUGGUGCCACAUAUGUCCAAAUAACAAGAUGUGUAUGGUGCCACACAUGUCCCAAUAAAUCUUUAUAUGAGAUUUUUGUUGUUUUGAAAAUCUGAAAGGUUGAAUAGAUUGUUAUUGAUGCAUAAUUAUUAAAUGAUAUGCCCAAAUAAACUUUAGGUGAAGAAUACAUAUGAUGUUUUUAGCAUAAAUUCAUAAGGCCAUGUUAUGCAAGAGCUUUACAUCAGCAAACUGCAUCUGAUACUAUUGAUUUUGUCUUCAGCUUUCUUUUAAGUAUUUCAUAAUUUUUAUUCGAAAAUAAAAGACAUUUGAUGCAUUGAGUAGCAGAAUUAAUAUGAAUUCCAAGCAUAUCAAUUUGAUUUUCACCCUUUCAGUAACCAUUGAGACAUUUAUUAUCAAUCAUAAUAGAGAAAAAAUAAAACUUUACUCAAAAGUUGAUCAUAUGAUUUGCAUGAUAGUUAGUAUUUUAUUUGUUUUGUUUUCUAGUCUUUUAAUAUCCCACCACUCUAAAAAUCCGUCCUAUUUUUAUGAGAUUAUUAAUAUCUAUAUAAUUUAUAUUUCAAAAAUGGUUGUAAUAAUCAACUCAUACCUCCAGAUCAAUCCACAAAUCAAAUAAUCCUUUCAUACAUACCAAAAGAAAAGAGUUUUCUGACUCUAGUUAAGUGUAGGUUCCUUAUGAGAAAUCAUGUAGGGAGAGAUUUAUGGUAGAAUAUUUUUGAAACUUUAUUGAAGAGAAAUGUAAAUUAUAAGAAAAUGGUUGAAAUGCACUGUGCAGAUUUUUUGUACAUAAGAAGCUGAAAACCUUAUUUUCUUACAUAUGUCCUCUUUUACAAAGUUGGAAAAAAAUUCACUAUAAAAUAAUACAUGUACCAAUUAUCAUAUGUUGAUUAUUCAUUUAUAGAUGAUUUGUUGUUUUUAUCUUAUGUUGAAGUAUAGAAAAAAGUAAAUGCUUAUAAUAAUGGUAAUGGUACUAAGAUACUGAUUGUAUGUUUUACUUUGGUUUUUAUAUCACAAGCAGGAUACUGAAAAAGUUUCUUAGUUCUGGUAUAAUUUUGUCAAAUAUCUUAUUUAAAUAAGAUAAUUUAUUAGUAUAUAGGGAAAAAUGACAUUCCUUCAAAAUUACACCGUCCAUGUUAUGAAAGUGCUUUCUUGUGAACUGUCACAAGAAUAUGAUCUGAGGAAAAUAAAAUGUUCACAUAA